Molecule: messenger RNA, 543 nt
Organism: Hemicordylus capensis (graceful crag lizard)
Lineage: Eukaryota; Metazoa; Chordata; Lepidosauria; Squamata; Cordylidae
Product: cytochrome c oxidase subunit 7A2, mitochondrial
Exons: 4
Coding region: 135-386 (83 amino acids)
Biological process (GO): regulation of oxidative phosphorylation; mitochondrial electron transport, cytochrome c to oxygen; mitochondrial respirasome assembly
Source: RefSeq, a predicted model, not a curated record
UGACGGCUUUCAAUUUUAGGCGGAAGUUUGGGCUACAAGGGGCUCAUCACGGCAAGCGGCAAAUUACUUCCUUUUCCGGUGCCCUUGUCCCGACUGUGUUGGAGAGGAAGAGGUGAACGGGAAGCCGCGCGAAGAUGCUUCGAAAUCUGUUGACUCUUCGCCACAUUUCCCAGAGAACCAUCAGCACUGCUUCACGCAGGCAGAUGGCAAACAGGGUUCCGGAACACCAGAAACGUUUCCAGGAAGAUAAUGGCCUUCCAGUUUACCUGAAGGGUGGAAUAACUGAUGCACUGUUGUAUCGAACCACUAUGCUCCUUACUGUUUUUGGAGCCGGCUAUGUUGUUUAUGAGCUCUUCAUGGCUGCUAUGCCCAAGAAACAGAAAUGACUUCAGUUUACAGAAUGCCUCUCGGAAUAGCAUCUCUCUGUCCCAUUCCAUUACUCUCUUCAGGGACCUUGUCAUAAAUGACUUAUGUGUUUGGGAUCAAUAUUUAUUGAGUUGAAAUGUUGUACGCUGCAGUCAAUAAAGCAGGCUUUACAUUGCU